Molecule: messenger RNA, 1116 nt
Organism: Cherax quadricarinatus
Lineage: Eukaryota; Metazoa; Arthropoda; Malacostraca; Decapoda; Parastacidae
Source: RefSeq, a predicted model, not a curated record
CCUGCUGACGAAGACUGUGCUGGAGGGUCAGUGUUGCUCCUGCCGUCAUACUGACAGUAUCCUCCUCUUCUACCCAGCUCUGCUGCCCCAACUACUAUAUCCUGCCCUAACUACGAUAUCCUGAACCGUUUAUCAGAAGCGUCGUCCCCCCCCCUUAUACACUCCGAUAACAGACUCUUGGAUAACAUCGACCAAUGAUGAAGGUGGUGUUGUUGGUGGUGUUGGCGUUGUUGGGGGUGGUGGUGCAGGAGGGUGCAAGUAUGACGGUUUCGCAGCAGGAGGCCAGCGACCUACCUCGGGAACUACAACCCAUCGUACGAGGAGGGUCCUUUUUCGAUGACAUGGCCGUUGAACGCCUCCGCUCAAUACACAAGGAGCUGAGAGAUCUUGGUCAACUGGAGACACAUGAUCACGAUGACCACCCGGAAGAAGUGUUCAUCAUGGCCAAGCUGAGGGACCCAGACUCAUCCAUGGUCGACCUGGAUGUUAAAAGGCAACAGGAGGAGGAGGAAGAGGAGAAAGAAGCAGCUACUGCCCAAGCCGGGGUACAGAGCACACGGGAGGCCAUGAGGAGCUUCCUUCGUCAGCAGACACUGCAGCGUCAGCGUCAGGUGUUGGAGGGUGAGGAGCUGGAGGAGGGUCAGCCCAGGGGCACCGUCAACACCUCCAAGGAGUUCAUGGAUAUAUACGAGAAGGAGCUGGAAAGUUUCUUCAAGAACUUCAUGAGUGCCAUGCUACAAGCGGAGAUUGGCGGAGUGAGCAUUGAGAACCGCAGCGAGGAGGACAGAAAGUACCCAGAGACCUUCCCCAGCAACCCGGCUGGGGAUCGAACCAACACUGUUGUGUCUCCAUAGACUGGCUUGAGUAUUCCUUCCCUGGACGCUGUCCUGGGAAGUACCACCUACCACCGUAGAUUAGCUCACCUAGAUGUUAUAUUUAGUCAUGUCACCAUAUAUCACACUAUUCUAGAUUGAUUUCAUUAUAUUUUAGUCAUUAUACAGUAAUCCUGUUAGCGUCUUCUUUCUGUACCAUGUUAUUACCAUCGUCCAAACUGUUGCAGUAUCCAUUAGCCUUUUUAAAGUAAGUUUUUGAGCGUUUUAUGUAUAUAUAUAUAUA